AUGGCGACCGUUCCGGAAACAGCCCGGGACACGUCCCUCGACAUUCGCGUAGAGGACUUCCUCGACGACAAGCUCCAAUCGACAGCCGACCUCGACACCCUGGACGAGCUGCUGGCCAGCGUCGACUCGCAGUGCACGCAGCUCCGGUCGCAGCUUGACGAUGCCGCCAAGGAGCUCGAGGAGGCGCGCAACACGGCGCAAAACCGCCAUGGGUCGCUGCAGGCGCGCAUCGACGAGUUCAAUAAGCUUCAAGAGAGCAUCGACGUGCGCGUCAAGAUCGCCGCCGCGUCGGACGCCCCUAGCGAGGCAAUCGCCCGCCUGCAAAAGCCCAUGAAGAAGCUCCAGACCGUCGAGCUCGCUCAGAAAUACCUGGUCCUGCUGCAGGAUGUGGAGAGGCUGCGCGCCGAGGCGCGCUCGCGUCUGCCGGGGGACCCCAAGGCGGCCCUGGAGCCGUACGCCCGGCUCAAGGAGGUUGCGCUGCGGCUCCGGUCCGCGCAGGGCCCUGAGCAGCUAUACCUCGUGGACCACGUCGAGAGCGUCACCGAAUCGCUAUGGGACGAAAUGAAAAAGACCAUGUCGGAGGAGUUAGACGCCGUGCUCGCCAAGAGACACUGGCCGCGGGUCGACCCAGACUCGGAAAUGGACGACGAGUGGCUGGCGUGCGUCGAGAAGCUCCUCGACCUGCAGAUGCCCGAGAUUGUGCACAGCUCAGACGUCGUGUCGCUGCUGCCCUUUGACGUCAUGGCACACAUGUUUGUGGCCGAGUUCCGCUUCCACUUUCUGAGCGACAAGCCCACGAGCAGCCUCCAGUCGGUGUCGACGCACUGCUUUCCCUGGUUCCUGACGACAAUUGAAAAGUGGGAGGACUUCUUCCGGGACAACCUGGGCCACCUGCUGGCGGCCAAGUUUCACAACACGCCCGCCGCCUCGAGGCUAGUCUACUUGGACCCGGUCUGCGCGCUUGUGACGGCCAUGCUGCCAGUCAUGCGGGAAAAGGUGCGCAGCGUUGUGGACGAGGCAAUCAAGAGCCCCGCGUUCUUCAGUACCUUCAUGUCGCAGCUCAUGACCCUUGACGACAACAUCCGGUCGCGGUUCAAUUACGACGGAGGUGAUCCCGAGAACGGCUGGCCCGGCCUGGCUGCUGAAGUCUUGGCCGACCACUUCGACGCCUGGUUCAAGAUGGAGCGAGAUUUCGCCAUCGAGCGCUUCGAAAAGCUGCUCGAGUCGCAGGAUGCACGAAAAAUUGACUACGACUACGCCGUCGACGGGAAGAUGAAGCCGACCUUUGCCGCCGUGCGUGUCACGGACCUGCUUAGGGCGGUGACCACCAAGUACGAGCGGCUGCGCAGGCUCAAGCACAAGCUGAGAUUCCUCACGGAUAUCCAGCUCGACAUUCUGGACGGCUAUCACGAUCGGCUGCGCGGGUCGCUCGAGGCGUACCAGUCCAUCACGUCGACGCUGGGGCGGACGCUGCAUGGCGCGACGAGGGAGCAGCUCACGGCUCUGGAGGGCACGGGCGCCCUGGAGACGCUUUGCAAGGUGAUUGGAAGCGCGGAUCACGUCGCAAACACCCUGAGCGAAUGGAGUGAUGAGGAGUUCUUCGCCACUCUGUGGGAGGAGCUGCAAGCCCGUGACACCAAACGGAAGCGGUUGAGUGGGAUGAGCGAGGCAUCGGAGCACGACGGCGCGCUGAACCGUGUGUCCAGCAACCUCGGACAAGGGAGCGAAGACAGCGGCAUCUUUGACGAGACGGUCGCGGCGUACACCAUGCGACGCAAGGGCGCCGAGCAAUUGCUCGUCGGCGCCUUGGCCGAGUCCCAUGUCAAGGCCUUGAGAUCAUAUCUGCACCACGUUCAGUGGACGACGGUCGGGGAGACGGCCGUGCUUGACGAUCCAUCGCAACUCUCCAUCACGCCGGAGCUCGACGAGCCCCUGCGCAUCCUCAAGCGCAACCUAGACUUUCUGUCGCGGGCGCUGUCAACGGCCUCAUUCCGGCGCGUGUGGCACGAUGCGCUCGACAAACUGCAGGACACGCUGUGGAACGGCGUGCUGCUCAAGCAGUCCUUCACGACGCUCGGCGCGGCGCAGUUUGCGCACGACGGAGCCGCCAUCUUCGCGCUCGUGGACCGGUACAUCCCCGGCGGGUCGGCGGCGCUCGAGGCGUUGCGCGAGGGCAUGCGGCUGCUCAACCUCCCCGCGUCGGCGGACCCCGCCGCGGACGGGGAAGGCGCGCCGGCCGGCACCAUCACGCUCAAGGACGCCAGCGACCGGGCCUUUACCGACAACGACGCGGCGCGCAAGGUGCUCGAGGAGCUCGGGCUCGAGGCGCUGACGCCGCUCAACGCGCGGCACAUUCUGCAGCGGCGCGUCGAGAAUAACGAGAACAUUGGGUGGUAG
Molecule: messenger RNA, 2397 nt
Organism: Purpureocillium lilacinum
Lineage: Eukaryota; Fungi; Ascomycota; Sordariomycetes; Hypocreales; Ophiocordycipitaceae
Biological process (GO): regulation of ER to Golgi vesicle-mediated transport; endoplasmic reticulum to Golgi vesicle-mediated transport; retrograde vesicle-mediated transport, Golgi to endoplasmic reticulum
Cellular component (GO): Dsl1/NZR complex
Source: RefSeq, a predicted model, not a curated record